Zerene cesonia (dogface butterfly) is the source of this 1011-nucleotide messenger RNA. Its product is annotated as nuclear receptor-binding factor 2-like. The coding region runs from base 191 to 910 and encodes 239 amino acids. The transcript has 2 exons. Gene Ontology annotation, biological process: autophagy. Lineage: Eukaryota; Metazoa; Arthropoda; Insecta; Lepidoptera; Pieridae. The record is from RefSeq and is a predicted model, not a curated record.
UGCCAAAAUGACAAUGUGAGUAAAUAUUUUAGUCAAUAAUCAAUAAUCACAACACUGAACGUACCCGUGUCUAUUGUAUUCACCUGUAUUCAAAUUUCUUGUAAAAGAGAAAUUGUUUAAAGGGCAGACGUAUUAUGAAUCUAAUUUAAUUGUUAUCUCAUUCCUUCUCAACAAUAAACGAACAUUAGAUAUGGAAACACAUCCGUUAAACUUGGCUCAUCAACAACAUAGACGAGCUGAGGCCCAUUUUAAAAAUAAUAGAUACGACGAAGCUAUGCAAUGCCACCACAAUGCCGCCGAACUUCUGUUAGAUGCAAUGAAAUCUACAUCAUCAUCUGUUGCUUUAGAGUCGAUUACACUUCAGCACAGUUAUCAUCUUAAACAGAAAGACCUAAUUCAAAGUAAGAAGGAACAAUAUAGUCGAGUAAAAAAGGCAAUGGAAACUAUUAAAAAUAUGUGCAAGGAUCCACACGUCAACAUGAAAGUCGCGGAGUCCUCGAAAUUACAAGUAGCGAUAUAUAAAAACAUUAACGAAUCAGAGACGUUACUUAACAAAUUAUCCAUGAAUCAAGAGACAGUUGGUGAAAUCAGUGAUCCCAAAGAGUUUAAGGAUGGGAAGAAAGUAGAGAAAUCGCAACAUGUGGUAGUUGAAGAAUUGCAGAUCCUGAGUCAAAAUCUUCAUUCACUGGUCGAGCAAUUAGUAUUGCAAGUGGAAGUUUUAAAGGAUGAAAAUGCAACUCUUAAAGAAAAGGUCAACUUUUUGGAAAAAGAGAGGGUCAAAUACUUGAACAUAUCUCAAGAGGAAAGCGUACCUUCAUUAACAAUAAUGAAUCGAAAUUUUGGUGAACCUCCAAAUUUCGAACCAGCAGGAAAGACAAGUUUUGAUUUGAAAGGAAUAUCUAAGCCAUAAUGGCUUAUAAUAUUGUUGUGUAUCUAUUGUUAUUGUAAUCCUUCAAAUUUUAUCUAGAUAAAUAAUAUUUAACUCAAUAAAAUAUUUUAUGUUUUGAUGUA